GUUUGGGUAUGACAGACUGAUCGUCGGCUGAUUUCAACACAAGACACCAUGUCAGCACCGAUCUCCCUCAGCAUGGCCAACACAGCCUUCUGCCUGGAUUUGUACAAAAAGUUAAGUGAGGAUGAGAGAAAGGGAAACAUUUUCUACUCUUCUUUCAGCAUCAGUUCAGCCCUGGCCAUGACCUUGCUGGGGACCAGGGGCAACACCGCUGCACAGAUCUCAGAGGUCCUUCACUUCAACUUUGCAGAGGGGUUGGAGAUGCAAACGCAGAGGCAGCAGAGCAUCUGUCAGAUCCCGUGCUGCACGCCACGCCAGAACAAAGCAGAUGACAUCCAUGUUGAGUUUAACAAGCUGCUGCGUGAACUCAACAAAGCAGGAGUUCCGUAUGAGCUGAGCGUGGCCAACAGGCUGUUUGGAGAACUGUCCUUCCAGUUCAAAAAGGAGUAUAUACAAAACACUGAGAAGUACUAUGAUGCUAGUCUGGAACCUAUGGACUUCAAAAACAACUCAGAGGCAGCCAGAGUCCACAUUAACAACUGGGUGGAGGAGAAGACAAAAGAUAAAAUCAAGGAUCUGCUGCCUAAAGAUGCGGUGAAAGACAACACCAAGCUGGUGCUGGUCAACGCCAUCUACUUUAAAGGCAACUGGGACAAGCAGUUUGACAAGGACAAGACGAGUGAUGCAAUGUUUAAACUGAGCAAGAAUGAGAGCAAACCCGUGAAGAUGAUGUCACAGAAAGGUAGUUUUCCUUUCAGUUUCAUCGAGGAGAUCAACUGCCAGAUCCUUGAGGUGCCUUACAAAGAGAAAGACCUCAGCAUGAUCAUCUUCCUGCCCAUGGACAUAGAGGAUGAUACGACGGGCCUGGAGAAGCUGGAGAGGGAGCUGACCUACAAGACAUUUGUGGAGUGGACUAGUAGACUAAGUGAUGAAAAUACAGUUGAUGAGGUUUUUGUGGAAUUGCCUCGAUUCAAGAUGGAAAUGAAGUAUGGCCUAAAAAAUGUCCUGAUCAGCAUGGGCAUGACGGAUGCCUUUGAUGCCAGUAAAAGUGACUUCUCUGGCAUGUCUCCGAUCGAUGGCCUCAUGGUGUCAAAGGUCAUCCACCAAGCUUUUGUGGAGGUCAGCGAGGAAGGAACCGAGGCUGCCGCUGCCACAGGCGUUGUCGUGGUCGAACGCACCCUACUGAUCCCUAAAUACUUCCGUGCAGACCAUCCCUUCCUCUUUUUCAUUCGCCAUAACUCCACCAAAAACAUCCUCUUUUUGGGCCGGUUCUCCACCCCUGAGUGAGCACCACCCUGGAGGUGUGGAGCAUCAGCAUGGCUGUUUCAUUAUAAAAGGUUCAAGGGGGUUGUAGGAAAAAGGUGGAGAUUCUUUGUUCUGCAUUUUCAAGAUUUGAAUUUUGGGAUAAAACCUCUUAUCCAAA
Molecule: messenger RNA, 1420 nt
Organism: Thalassophryne amazonica
Lineage: Eukaryota; Metazoa; Chordata; Actinopteri; Batrachoidiformes; Batrachoididae
Product: leukocyte elastase inhibitor-like
Exons: 10
Coding region: 49-1284 (411 amino acids)
Biological process (GO): negative regulation of endopeptidase activity
Molecular function (GO): serine-type endopeptidase inhibitor activity
Source: RefSeq, a predicted model, not a curated record